UUGAUUACUUACUAACUUACUAAGACAAUGGCAAUAUUUAUUCCAUUUUUUCAUAAAUGGAAUAUUUUAAAAUAACUAUAUAAUUACAAUAUUCACAAAAAAUGGCUUAUAUCAAUGUUGCCGAAUGGUCUCCGGAUCAAGUGACCGACUGGAUAAAAGGUCUGGAUGACUCGAUGUACAAUUAUGUGUACUCCUUUAUUAAUAAUGGAGUAGGUGGACAUCAGUUACUGAAUAUUAGACCAUACGAGCUGGAACAGUUAGGUAUGCAUUCCAUCGGUCAUCAGGAAAUUGUCUUGGAAGCGGUGGAAAAUUUAAGGAACUUUCACUUCAACCUGGAUAAGGAGAAUCUACAAUUUAUGGCUUUGCAUGUAGCGACUGCUGCCAGAUGCUUGCACCGCCAAUUAGCUCUGAAAACAGGAGAGACAAUGAUUGAGACGCAGGUUCUCAACGAUAUAACACGAACUAUUGCCACAAUAAAGCCAUUGAUAUGUUGGCUUGACAGAUCCCCUUUCCAAGGACAGUUUCAAUUUACAGAAAUUUGUCGGAAAAUGCUAAGGCUUGGAUUGGAAAUGGCAACGAUAGCACAAAGGGAACGAUUUGUGGAGCGUCCGGUAGAACAAAUUCGAACGACGGCGGAGACUUUGGAGCGUUUGGCUAACUAUAUAAUUCAGGACAUCACUGAUCCUAUGCUCUUACAACCUGCUUCUCUUAAUUUAGUUACUCUAAAGAAGAGAGAAUCGGAACUUGGUUUUAAUAUUGAAACCAGCUACCACGGAGUUCACCGGGUGACCGAUAUCAAACACAACUCGCCAGCCCACAAUUCCGGUAAAAUAGAAGACGGGGACGAAAUAGUUCAGAUAAACUAUCAGACCGUAGUCGGAUGGCAAUAUAAGACAGUUCUUUUGCAAUUAAGAGAAUCAUUACCAGAUGUAUUACUAACUCUAAAAAAACGGCCAAAGCAUACCAAAAUAUAUGGUCAAAUUUAUAUGCAACCGUACCGCCUUCCAAGUAAGAAACGCAACAUUGGGACGCGUUGGGGAGAAAACGUCCCGAGUCCCCGCACUGGAUUCCUUGCAGUCCCUGAAAAUACAUUUAAAAUGCCAGCACUGACGCUGAACGUCGAAAAUGAAAAAACCGAUGAGGCUGAUACCGACUCCAUAUGUAGUGACAUUCUUACGCCAACAGACGCCAAAGUUUUGGAGAAGGAAAGUCGUUUGUAUUAUCCAAAGCCUCGGGCCAUGCUGCAAAGACGAAACACCAUCUGCGGAGAUGAGAUUUUGAGACAUAAAAGUUUAGGUGUUGUGCCACAUUGGAUCGAAAGUAAGUCUGGUAUAGGGGUGGAUCCAUCAUCACCCAGCCUAAGAGACAAAUCUGUUUCAUUUGGAUUUGGUCUCGAAAUAAAUCCAAGACCUACGACCUGUAUAGGAAUAGGAGGAGGACCGAACUCCAAGUACGUUGGAGAGUUUAGCGACAAGAAAUUGCGUCAAAUUGUAGAACAAUCCAGUGAGAAGUCUCUUUCAUCUAAACCUGGUGUAUGCAAGGUCGUGCGCUUCGAUGCGACCAUGAAAGUGGAGGAUUACCCGCUCGACGAGAAGUACACAUGCAAUGUUCAAAAUACUAUAUUGGAGACAUUUGAACCAAUCCCAUUUGCGGAUGAAGAAGAGGACGUCAUAGAGCCGUUGCCUUUUGUUGAAGGAAAGUCGGAUGAGGCAGUAGAAGUCAAUGGAAAAGAAAAAAUGUGUAAUAAUAACGCUUUGGUUGAGACUAUAAAUAUACCGGUUGUGGUAAGACGUGGUAGACUUGACAAAAGCCAUAGUACCCCGGCGUAUGACAACUCGGGGGAGGAAUCUGACACGCCGCCGGCAAUUGAACCACGAAAGGAAUUUAUUUUAGUAACACCGCCGGUACCGCCUCCACGACCUAAAAGGCAGCAUGAAAUGAAUCCACGUUCAGUUCCAAUCCCUCCUCCGAAACCUCCUGGCUUAAUGCAAGCUAUAAAUUCGUCUCCGAUACCUCAGAAAAUACAAUCUAUUCCUCACGAAUCGCCACAGCCAAAACAGCCCACAAAUAAUUUAAAUGUUGUCCAGCAAAGUCUUGAUGGCGUUAGUUCUCUGCAUAAUAGUACACUUUCGCUUGUGGCCGAUGUUUCUACCACAGAAGGAAGCGAAAUCCACACUCCAACGAAAGCCAGAACAUUGACUCUGAAAAAGAAGCACAGUCUGAUAAAUAAGAGACGAAAUGUUAACCUCAAAAUUUUAGGUACUGGCGAUAUUCAGGGCUAUCUGUUUCGACGGACAAAAGACAAGCGAGGUGUUACAUUCUGGGCUCGCUUGUACUUCGUAAUGUUGGACACAAUCUUAUACGGAUUCCGUUCAAAGGAAGCAUCGAAAGCUAACUGUGUAAUUUUUCUACCCGGUUUUACAGUGUCAUUGGCGAAGGAGGUCCACUCGAAACCAUUUGCAUUUAAAGUCUACCAUUCUGCAAAGACUUUUUAUUUUGCAGCGGAGUCCCAAGACGCGCUAAAUCAAUGGGUAGAAUUUAUACGACAAUCUACAUUGGCCCAAAAUAACAACACGAUAAACGGACCAGAAGCAGAAGUUAACGCACGUACUUUGUUUUCUGAAAAUGAUAGUUCCAGUGAAGAAAACGAAUCCGUUGUGAUAAAAAAUCUCUGCACGCCUUCGCCGCAAGCAAAUAGAGACUCUUUGCCUUCGGCCUCGGCUUCGGUGUCAACAAAAACUCCAACUACGACGCCAAUAUCAACCAAGAGUGAUCGAUACCUGGGUUCCUUAAGGAAACUUACAAAAGGCUCUUUGCAGUUUAAAAGUUCGUCGACAAAUGAAAAAAAGAUGUCAAAUGAUAUUCCUGUGCCUACAGAGCAAUUUCGGUCAUACCGUAAAGUGCCGGGGGGAAGUUAUGGUAUUCAGAUCGGAGCCAAUACACCGGGAUAUCAUGACUCUUCUCUACACCCAUUUAAUGUGUCGAAUGAACAUCACCAGACCUCGCAACAGCACCAGCAAGUGGCACAGCAACGGCAAUCAACUCAACAACAUCAUAACUUAGCUGUGACUGCCCCAAACGAGAAACCAGCCAAUUCACUUUCGAGAAAAAGUUCUGGUGGAUGGGAUACAACAGUGGCGACAUUAGAACCUCCCUCAUCGCCAGCGCCCGUACCAUAUGCCCAAAAAGAUAUAACAUCUAUAACCGAGAAUGAAGAAUCAACUGACUUCAAUAUUCCUCAAACGAGAUUAAAUGACGAGGAAACUACUCAGCAGCCCCCUGGUGUAAUAAGCCCCAGCAAGAGCAUUAAGAAAAUACCUUACAAUUUCAUUCACGCUUCAAAUCCCAAUUUAGUUGAGUUUGACUUCCAAACUUCGCGAACGUUGGAUUACAAUUUGCCGAAAAUUAAUUCAGCCGAUGCUUGGGAUGCCCUUCCAACCAACAUACAGGGAUUUGUCACUCUCAAGGAUUUAAUGCUACAAAAGCAGGAAGAAGAGGCACAAGAAAUGUACAAUAAUCGAGUUUUACUAGGCGUUGAAAAGAAGGAAGAUCACAAGCGCAGCACUGCACAGAAGCAACCUAACCAGUCGAGUGGGGUAAAUGAUGAGAGCGGUGGGAGCCAUCAUUGUGAAGAUGUAAAGGUCUCAAAAACUCAAAGCCGUAGUCUUCCUAAACCGCCCGAUUAUGAAAUUAGUUUCAAGCCAGACGAUGAGGAUAUUCAGCUUACGCGUACAAAGGAAGGACUCAAAUUGCGUGACUUUGGCUAUGAACUUAUAUCAGGAGACGAACCAUUAGGAGCCUCAUCUAAUACUUCUCGACAGUAUCUUCAAACAAACCGACAACCCCCGCAUCACUCGGAUAUUCACGAUUCAUUAUGCAGUAACAGCAAUUGGACAUCUGCAAUGAAAUCCAAGUCAUUUCUAUUGUCUUCGAGCAAGCUCAAAAAGAACUCUACAAGUAGUAGUUGUUCAUCAGCUGAUUUUAAUCUUGGCUCUGGCGGAGAACGAAGACUAGGUAGUUUUAAGAAAAAAGGAAAGCUGGAAAGCUUCAAGACUUCCAGUGAAAAAAUCUUUCAAUUCGGCAAACAUAGUUCCUGCAGCAGCGGCGCAGGAACAACAAUGACCUUGCCGCUGAACAAAAAGUCAAGCAAUUUGACGAGUGAGGCAUGCGGAAAUGGAAAUACUGGUAUUAAAAAAAGUCAAACAUACAACAACGAGCUGAAGGAAAAGGCGGGUAAAUACGAUGCGCAACGUAAGAAUUCGGCCCCAAUGCCAAUAUUUGCUAAGCUGAGUUUUUCGAGUUCUUCGUCUACACCGAACUCGAACAGUAAAAGUGAAAGUAAGAAGGUCAACAAGAACUGCAACUCACCCCAUUUCCAUAGAGCUCUUUUCGGUCAUCAAAACAAUGCAAAUAGUCCACAACAAAACUCAAGUGGAAACAGUGCAUACUCUGGUCGAGAAUACGACCAAGAAAUCUUUUCUCAAGUUGUGUUUCCGAAAAAGAACACCAACCGCAAGCAAUCGAUUAUAACUUCAAUCGCUAAUAAUGAUAUUAUAACUGCACCCGACACAACUGCGCCACCACCCCCAACAAAAACAUAUAAUACAAAUGAGAAUUCACAAACAACUCCCAACGUGCCCACCACCGAAUACCCCAAUAUGGAAUGCCCCCCAGUCUUCGAACCAGAUAUUUACUCGCUAGAUCCAAACGCAAGCCUCCUACUGAGGCGAAAUAACAACAACAACCCCAAUAGUCGAGAAAACGAAAACAAGUGAUUCAAUCACAUUCUCCAUAAACCUUAUUUAGCUUCGACGCAUCAUAAAGCGACAGAAUGAUUGUUAAAUUUAUUAUAAUUUGAUCACCGCCUAACAUUAAUAUCAUCCUGUAAUUUAGUCUUCCCUUUAGUUACAGCUGUAUUCAGUAUAGCACAUUUAUUUUUUUUUUUCUAUUCUAAAAUUGGCCAAACAUCUUAUUUCAAAAAUACUGGUCACCAUGUACAUAUUAUACAUACAUAAAUAUACAUAUAGUUUCAAAAAUAUUUACAAACAAUAAAUAAUUAAAAAGAAAA
Messenger RNA from Musca domestica (house fly), 5068 nucleotides. RefSeq lists its product as uncharacterized. The record is from RefSeq and is a predicted model, not a curated record. The transcript is spliced from 4 exons. Lineage: Eukaryota; Metazoa; Arthropoda; Insecta; Diptera; Muscidae. Gene Ontology annotation, molecular function: protein binding. Bases 102 to 4775 code for a protein of 1557 amino acids.